CCCAACCCCCCCUCAUUUCCCCUCACUCAGAUGGCCUUUUCCACCUCCACCACCCCCUUACUCUCCCAAUGUCCACCACCCCACAACCGUCGCCGCCCUUGACCUCCACCUCCUCCACCGCCACCUCCGCACCUAAAUCUCCCUCAUUCACCCAGAGUCUCACCUCCAUCGGCCUCGGUUACGCCAUUGCCAUCGCCCUCGGCUUCCUCGUGCUCUUCUCCACUAUUCUCCUCGCCUCCUACAUCUGCUGCCGAUCCGCCGCCGCACGCCGCCGUCGCCGGAACCAGCAGAGAGAGAAUUCGAACCCUAAUCGCUCUAACGAGAACAGCAUCUACCUCCCCCGCAUAAUCUUCGUCGCCGAGGAUGACGAGAACGAGUCUCAGAACGUCGUCGUGGGGUUGGACCAGGCGGUUAUUAACUCCUACCCGAAGCUCGUUUACUCGAAGCGGAACGGGAACUGGGGGAACGACACCGUUUGUGCGAUAUGCUUGUGCGAGUACCGUGAGUCGGAGAUGCUGCGGAUGCUGCCCGAUUGCAAGCACUGUUUUCACGUGACGUGUGUGGACGCGUGGCUGAAGCUCAACGCGUCCUGCCCCGUUUGCCGGCAGUCGCCGCUACCUACGCCGCUGUCGACGCCGUUGCAAGAGGUGGUACCGCUUUCUCAGUACUCCGAUUGGCGGAGGCGCCAAUGAGGGAGGGUGAAUUUGGUAAUUGGGGGAAUAUUUAGGGGUUGAAUUGUAUUUCUAGCUUAUUGGUGGAUGAAAAUGUAAGAAAGUUGUCUGACUUAAAUACUUUCUUUUGCUGGAAAAAUUGAAGAUAGCAAGUGAAAUAUUUAUUACGUAA
Molecule: messenger RNA, 843 nt
Organism: Sesamum indicum (sesame)
Lineage: Eukaryota; Viridiplantae; Streptophyta; Magnoliopsida; Lamiales; Pedaliaceae
Product: RING-H2 finger protein ATL67
Biological process (GO): protein ubiquitination
Molecular function (GO): transferase activity
Source: RefSeq, a predicted model, not a curated record